CCACACAGCAGCUCCAGCCCAGCUGUCAAUCAUCAGUCAGCAGCAGGGGCUGAUGGGAGUUCUGAGGACCUGUUAGAAACCGCCCGGCUCAGUCUGACCCCGCAGCUCGUCCUGGUUUGGCCUCACUUCUCGUCAGGUUCACCAGAGGAAAACAACAAAAUGUUUUUCCUCCCUGCUGUGGCUCUGUGCUGUGUGAGCUCAGCGCUGGCUGCCAUGACAACAGAGCUCAAACAGGACAGUUUGUCACUGACCAGGAGAGUUGGAGAAAGUGUCUCCUUCAGCUGUGAACGUUUAGACCUGUGUUCUUCAAGUUAUGAUUAUGUGCACUGGUACCAGAAAAAAGACAACGAAACAUUCACAAGGAUUCUGAGGAUUAAUAAGAGUAAUGGUAAAGUGAACAAAGCUCUUUACAAUCAUCCUCAGAAAGAUGAUUUCUCAGCUGUGAUCAAACAGAACGGCGUUGAGCUGCAGAUCCAGAAGGUUAAUUCCUCUCAUUCAGCCACAUACUACUGCUCCUGUUGGUUAACACCCACAGUGAGAAAUGAUCCGAGCAGGCUGAACAAAAACCAACAGAUGAGCAGAAGUCAGAUAAUGUUUGUGACAGGAAGACAGCAGUACACUUCAGAUAACAUGCUGUCGAGCGUGUACCCGACAGCAUCCAGAGGCCGGCUGGAGGAGAAGAGCUCCCUGCUGUGUUUGGCCUCUGCCAUGUUUCCUCCUGUGGUCAGAAUCUCCUGGAGACGACAAACGGAGAGCGGAUGUUUAGAGGAGCUGCCCUCUGCUGACGGACAGCAGCUGGAGCUCAGAGAGUCUGGAUGUACUGCCUCCGUCUUACAGAUCUAUCAGACAAAGUUCAGCUAUCAGUAA
This is a messenger RNA of Labrus bergylta (ballan wrasse), 867 nucleotides long. The record is from RefSeq and is a predicted model, not a curated record. Lineage: Eukaryota; Metazoa; Chordata; Actinopteri; Labriformes; Labridae.